AUGUCUGCUCAGCGCGAUCCCGUCUUAAUACUCGAGUACGAGAAUGAAAGCAUCUUGGUACCUCGCCCAGAUUCAACUUGCAGCUACGAUGAACUGAGAGAGAUUGUAUCGUCGACGUUCCCUACUCUCGAGGGAAGGGAGGCAGACAUCAUUAUAGCAACGAACGAAUUCGAUUCUUGCCGCGGUGUAUGGACCAAAGUCUCUGGUCCUGCCUUGCCGAUCGUGCUACCUUUGGUGACAACCUUGAAGAUAUCGCUGGUCAAUCGCAAUGCUCAGGGUGGAUUUGCUCAGAAGAUUGCUAGUAUAUUGUUUCAACCGCGACUUCAACCUGUGGACCCUCCAACGUCCCCGGUUGUGUCCCGUUUCCCUUCAUCGUCAGCUCAAACGGGCACCCAAGAGGCUCCGUUCUUUGUUUAUGUCCGAAACGGGGGGCACUGGGUCACUAGUAUCUGCAUUGACUCCAAUGCGACAGUCGGGAAAUUGAAGGAGCAGAUACAGCAGGUGGCAGGGAGGGUGCUGGACCACGGUUUGACGUUGGAUGCCUAUGGGAUUCAGUCUGGGCAAACAAUCGACAUGGUAGACGGGUCAAUGAAAGUAGGCAAGCCCGUGAUCUACCUCUUUUCACCCGUCGAACGGGAGGCAUCGGUCAAGCUUUCCCUAGUGCCCCAAUGGCAGAUAUCUGUACUCUACCCCGUCGUUCCGGUCAAACAGAAGGUCCCUUCGGGCCAGGAGAUGGAGUGGGCUGUGCGGACGUCCCCUGACGGUACUCUGCACGAGCUAUCGACCGGUUUGAAUGUGUCGUACCUGUUCUGGGAGGGAGAGACCACAGCUGAGAUACCUCUUUCACCUCCGCCGUCUCCCAUCCUAUCCUCAGAAGACGGAGAAACGCAGAAUACCGAGAUAUUUAUUCCGAAUCAACCGCAUCUGGGAGACCAUAAUUCAGUAUUGGUAGCGACGAAUGAAGUUACUCCUUACCUUGACGCGACUCUCAAAGCGCUGGGUCUCCAUACGGAGGCGCGAACCUCUUUCAUCACGUACUGGCUCCCAUCGAUUCUGAAGCACAAGCACGUCGCCUUGAGGUUCCUUCCGCAAUACGCCUACGAAAGGGCCGCACCCCUCUGCGUAACGCCUGCGCCCGACGUUGUACUUCGUAUCUUCAUGCUCUUCAGAGGCGUGAAGGAAUGCGAUCUCGGCGAAUGGGAGAACUCAAGGCUUCGGAAGGAAGAUAAUGUUGAAUGGUGGAAGGAGGUUGUAGGCAGUGACAUUGGAAGGGCUGUGGAUUCAAGUUUGUUCCGGGUUAUCGAGUGGGGAGGGAUGGAAGUGAAGGAGUACUAGUAGGCUAGCGCUUAUUUGAGAAAGAACGACUCUGGACUACCAAAUGUUGAACGUUGAUCGAUGAUC
Molecule: messenger RNA, 1401 nt
Organism: Coprinopsis cinerea okayama7#130
Lineage: Eukaryota; Fungi; Basidiomycota; Agaricomycetes; Agaricales; Psathyrellaceae
Exons: 7
Coding region: 1-1335 (444 amino acids)
Source: RefSeq, a predicted model, not a curated record